ACUGGACAAUACAUACACACACAUACAUUCACUCUUGUCUGUCUUUUCCUCAGAAAUCGCUCCUUGCCUUUCUCGCCCUUGCAAUUCCCCGAGAGAUAGUCGCAAUCCGGCACCAUGACCCGCCUUAUCCUCAUAAUCACAGCACUCAUAUCCCUCAGUACCGCGCAAUUCGGCUUCUUCGACCAAAUGUUUGGCGGUGGCGGUGGCGGCGGCGGUUCGCAGCAGCGUGGCGAGCCGCAGAAUGUACGGAGCGAUAGUAGUUGGUACCAGGCGCAGUAUGAAGGCGCACAAUGCUCGCAUUACCUAUGCCCUGGCACGCUUUCUUGCGUUCACUUUCCGCAUCAUUGUCCCUGUGCGUGGGGCACCGUAGAAGACAAGGUUGAGCUGGGCGAGGGCAUUGCCGUUUGUGGAUCCAAGGGCGGAUGGAGCGAGGGCGAGUUUGCGAAGAAGGUUGAUCUGGCGAGGAAGGGCAUGCUUUGAGCUGGGACACCGGACAAUUGCGCUACAAUAUCAUACAUGUGGAGUUUUGGUGAAAAGGGAAUAGAGAGACUGCACUAGACUUAUCAUGCGAGAUUCUUUUGUCGGACACGACAUUACGAGAGAACAUGGAUACAUGGCUGCUGUACAGGAAGAAUCGCAUUCAAAUGGGUCGAUAUGCACACCCCAGCAUCGAUUCCAAAACGCCAAGUUCUACUCAAUUCAA
Messenger RNA from Exserohilum turcica Et28A, 703 nucleotides. RefSeq lists its product as uncharacterized. The record is from RefSeq and is a predicted model, not a curated record. Lineage: Eukaryota; Fungi; Ascomycota; Dothideomycetes; Pleosporales; Pleosporaceae. The transcript has 2 exons. The coding region runs from base 115 to 480 and encodes 121 amino acids.